UGAUAGUAUAAGCCUGCAGUUCUCAUCUGAUCUCCAUUUCUGCAAAACAUGGCAAAUUCUUGUAUUUCUGGGUUGUUUUUGUUCUUUGCUCUCUUGGCCAGCCAUGGAAUUGUGGAACUUGAAGCUUCCCACCAUGUUUAUAGGAACCUUGAAACAGUUCAAUCUGCAAAUCAACAUUACAGAACCAGCUAUCAUUUUCAACCUCCCAAAAACUGGAUAAAUGAUCCUAAUGGGGUUAUGGUUUACAAGGGACUUUAUCAUCUUUUUUACCAAUACAAUCCAAAAGGUGCAGUGUGGGGCAACAUUGUGUGGGCUCAUUCCACAUCAAAAGAUCUUGUGAAUUGGACCCCUCAUGAAUCAGCUAUCUUCCCUUCCCAGCCAGGUGACAUUAAUGGCUGCUGGUCUGGUUCUGCCACCAUCCUCCCUGGUGGCAAACCAGCCAUGCUUUACACCGGCAUCGACCCGGAAAACAACCAAGUCCAGAAUCUCGCCGUGCCGCGGAAUUUAUCCGAUCCGUUCCUCCGACAAUGGGUGAAGUCGCCCAAGAACCCUUUGGUGCAACCAAAUGCACAGAACAAGAUCAACGCCAGCUCGUUUAGAGAUCCCACAACUGCUUGGCUAGGCCCUGAUAAGAAGUGGAGGGUACUCAUAGGAAGCAAGGUCCAUCGCCAGGGCAUGGCUAUCCUUUUCAAGAGCAAAGAUUUUGUGAAUUGGGUUCAAGCCCCUGCCCCUUUGCAUUCGGCUCAAGACACUGGGAUGUGGGAAUGCCCUGACUUUUACCCUGUUCCACUCCGUGGCCAAAAUGGCGUCGACACCUCUGUUAAUGUUCCGUCCGUCAAGCACGUUCUUAAAGUCAGCUUGGACGAUACGAAGCACGAUUUGUACACGAUCGGGUCGUAUGACAGUUCGAGGGAUGUCUAUGUACCGGACAAGGGAUCGGUCGAGAAUGAUUCGGGGUUGAGAUAUGAUUAUGGAAAAUAUUACGCUUCCAAGACAUUCCUAGACAGUAUCAAAGACAGGAGAAUAUUAUGUGGUUGGUUGAAUGAAUCAUCGAGCGUCGCUGAUGAUAUCAAGAAAGGAUGGGCUGGAGUUCAUGCAAUUCCUAGGCAAGUUUGGCUGGACAAAUCUGGAAAACAAUUGAUACAAUGGCCGGUUGUGGAAAUAGAGAUGCUACGUGCUAAUCACGUAAGCUUGCCUACCAAAUUGCUCAAGGGAGGAUCGGUUGUUGAAGUUUCUGGUGUUACUGCUUCACAGGCAGAUGUAGACAUUUCAUUUGAGAUACCUAACAUUGACAAAGCUGAAGCGGUGAACCCAAGCUGGACCAACCCUCAGGUCCUAUGCAGCCAACAGGGUGCGUCGGUCAAAGGCGGUGUGGGUCCAUUUGGGCUGCUGGUUUUAGCAUCAAAGGGCUUAAGUGAGAACACUGCAGUGUUUUUCAGAAUAUUCAAAGGUCAAAACAAAUACGUGGUGCUAAUGUGCAGUGACCAAAGCAGAUCAUCCCUAAACCAAAACAACGACAAGACUACAUAUGGGGCUUUCCUGGAUGUGGACCCUCGUCAUCAAAGCCUGUCAUUGAGGACUUUGAUAGAUCAUUCGAUAGUGGAGAGCUUUGGUGGAGGUGGCAAAGCUUGCAUCUCAGCUAGAGUUUAUCCCACACUGGCAAUUAACGCCGCCGCCCAUAUGUACGUUUUCAACAAUGGAAGUGAAGCAGUUAAGAUUGAAAAGUUGAAUGCUUGGAGCAUGAAGAAGGCCAAAAUCAAUUGAAGUUAUUACUUUAC
Molecule: messenger RNA, 1778 nt
Organism: Hibiscus syriacus
Lineage: Eukaryota; Viridiplantae; Streptophyta; Magnoliopsida; Malvales; Malvaceae
Product: beta-fructofuranosidase, insoluble isoenzyme CWINV1-like
Exons: 7
Coding region: 49-1764 (571 amino acids)
Biological process (GO): carbohydrate metabolic process
Molecular function (GO): hydrolase activity, hydrolyzing O-glycosyl compounds
Source: RefSeq, a predicted model, not a curated record